Megalops cyprinoides (Indo-Pacific tarpon) is the source of this 1506-nucleotide messenger RNA. RefSeq names its product transmembrane protein 240-like. The record is from RefSeq and is a predicted model, not a curated record. Bases 937 to 1464 code for a protein of 175 amino acids. Lineage: Eukaryota; Metazoa; Chordata; Actinopteri; Elopiformes; Megalopidae. The transcript is spliced from 4 exons.
CCAGCCUAACAAUGUAAUCUUAUUAAUUACAUGACCUUUGAUCACACACAUACAGAGAGAGAGAGAGAGAGAGAGAGAGCAGGCGAGAGAGGGAGAGAGAGAGAGAGAGAAUAGGUGGAAGAUGCUCCUGACAAGGGAUGACGGCGAGAAUAAGAAUAUGGGACAUGUCUGUCUGCCCGGAGGCGCUGAAAGAGCUACUGCCGCCUGAAUUCAGCUGGAGUGAGUGACGGGGAGAUCCAGCUCAGUAUUGAUGCUGUCUCCGCCACAGGACCUGGGAAGACUGACGGGAGCCUUCGAGCUGACCACCCAUCCCCUUUCAAACCAGUGAGGACGCAAAACAAUGAGACAAUUAAUUCAUAAAUAAAUCGGCAAAUUCCUGAAUCAACCAAUUAAUUGAUUAAUUCAUUCAUUAAGCGUGGGUAUCUCGUUCUCUUCUAACGAUUGGAGGCAGCGGCACGCCGGGACUGUACCGUGGCGCUCGGGCGCUUCACUCUUACCGCCGCCCUAACAAGCCUUUUUUUUUUUUUUUUGCUUGGCUUCGGAACUCAUUGGAGUAAACAACCAUCGCGGCACUGUCAGAUCCGAAGACGCCACCUUCGACGACAGGGUUUCUGCUGUAUUCGCCGCUGACCGCAGAACUGAACCCGACACGACACAGCUCGGUUCGCUGGAUCCAGUCGCCGCAUCGCCGGGCGGAGAAAAGAGCCGCAGGUGCGUGUGUGAUCAGAGGGAGGGAGCGAGAGAGAGAGAGAGACCGGGCCACCCCACCUUAUGCCCCGUAAGAUCAUACUCCGCGCUGGCGAGCACAGACGGACGUGGGGUCACAUACAGCGACGGAGCCUCCAUGAGCGUCAGAGCGCUCGCUUCCAGCCCCACUGGAUCCGUUGACUAGACGCGGGGACAGAAGGAGAAGGAGCAGCGAGUUGGGAAGUUUUGAUGCAUAUGAUCACAACGACCAUGAUCUUUAUGAUUCUUGGGGCUUCUGUUGUAAUGGCGAUAGCGUGUUUAAUGGACAUGAACGCGCUACUGGAUCGCUUUCACAACUAUAUCUUACCGCAUUUACGAGGGGAGGACCGCGUCUGUCAUUGCAACUGUGGAAGGCAUCAUGUCCACUAUGUGAUCCCGUACGACGGCGACCAGUCUCUGGUGGACUCGUCGGAGAACUACUUUGUGAGCGACAGCGUGACCAAGCAGGAGAUGGACCUGAUGCUGGGGCUGCUGCUGGGCUUCUGCAUCAGCUGGCUGCUGCUGUGGCUGGACGGGGCCCUGCAGUGCGCCAUCCGGGCCUGGAGGGCCAGCCGCCAGUACGAUGCCCCAUCGUGGUCGUGGCUUCCACGCUUCUGUAACCUGCGGGACUUGCGCAGGCGCAUACAGCUGCGGCAGCUGGAGGAGUCUGGCGGGAACAUGGUGCACAUCAAGCAGAAGCUCUACCACAAUGGCCACCCCAGCCCCCGUCACCUCUGACUCUCGAGGGGCGCGUCCCGGACCACCCUCGCCCCCACCUCC